Nilaparvata lugens (brown planthopper) is the source of this 2075-nucleotide messenger RNA. Its product is annotated as putative helicase MOV-10. Lineage: Eukaryota; Metazoa; Arthropoda; Insecta; Hemiptera; Delphacidae. The record is from RefSeq and is a predicted model, not a curated record. Bases 40 to 348 code for a protein of 102 amino acids. The transcript has 2 exons.
UUCAAAAUCCGGCAACUGCUGACCAAACUGGAGCUGAGCAUGCCGAAAGUGGGCUCGGUGGAGGAGUUCCAAGGCCAGGAGCGGUUGGUGAUCCUGCUAUCUACUGUACGCACCACCCGAGACGAGAGCAACGUCAAGCAGCUGAUGGGCUUCAUCUCGUCGCCGCAGCGGCUGAAUGUGGGGCUGACGCGCGCACGCGCACUGCUGGUCAUCAUCGGUGAUCCGCACCUGCUGGUGCACGACCCCUAUUGGCGCACGGUGCUCGACUACUGCAUCAAACGCGAUGCCUACUGCGGCUGUGAGGCGCCCGUCGCUAGAGCCGACGACGACCGACAACUAGUCGACUAGUUAACAAACUAACUAGUCGCGCAACUAGUUGAUUGUUACAGUUAACUAGUGUUGAUUGUGACAUCCAUACUACCUGUGAAGUUCAAUGAAGUAAUUGAUUGUUAUUUGUGGCAGUUAACUAGUGUUGAUUGUGACAACCAUACUACCUGUGAAUUUUAAAUAAUGAAGUAAUUGAUUGUGAUUUGUGGCAGUUAACUAGUCGAUUGUGAUAACGGAACUACUUGUGAAGUUCAAUGAGGUAAUUGAUUGUCAUUUGAGGCAGUUAACUAGUGUUGAUUGUGGCAACCAAACUACCGGUGAAAUCUAACUAAUGAAGUUAUUGAUUGUCAUUUGUGGCAGUUAACUAGUUGAUUGUGGAACCAAACUACUAGUGAAGUUCAAUGAAGUAAUUGAUUGUCAUUUGUGGCAGUUAACUAGUUGAUUGUGGAACCAAACUACUAGUGAAGUUCAAUGAAGUAAUUGAUUGUCAUUUGUGGUAGUUAACUAGUUGAUUGUGGUAAUCAUACUACGGGUGAAGUCUAACUAAUGAAGUAAUUGAUUGUGAUAUGUGACAGUUAAAUAGUUGAUUGUGACAUCCAUACUACCUGUGAAGUUCAAUGAAGUAUUUGAUUGUCAUUUGUGGCAGUCAAUUAGUUGAUUGUGACAACCAAACUGCCAAUGAAGUUCAAUGAAGUAAUUGAUUGUCAUGUGUGGCAGUAAACUAGUUGAUUGUGGCAAACAAACUUCCAGUGAAUUCUAACUAAUGAAUCAAUUGAUUGUUAUUUGUGACAGUUAACUAGUUGAUUGUGAUAACCGAACUACCGGUGAAGUAGGGAAACUAGUUAAAUGUUAUUUGUGACAGUCAACUUGUUGAUUGUACAACCAAACUACUGGUGUAGUCUAACUAAUGAAGUAAUUGAUCAAUUUAUUUGUGGCAGUUAACUAGUUGAUUGUGCCCACCAAACUACCAGUGAAUUCUAUCUGCAAAUGAAGUAAUUAAUUGCUAAUUUCGAUAGUCAACUAGUUGAUUGUGACAACCAAUCGGCCAGUUAUUUCGCGCAACAACUUGAUUGUUUGACAGUUAACUAGUUGAUUGUUACAACCAAACUACCGGUGAAAUCUAAUCAAUCAAGUAAUUAAUUGCAAUUUUGAAUAUUCAACUAGUUGAUUGUGACAACCAAUCGCCCAUUGAAUUCGCGCAACUAAUCGAUUGUUUUUGUGGACGUUAACUAGUUGAUUGUGACAACCCAACUAUCAUAGAAUUGACGCGAUAACUGCCCACUUGAAAUCAGCCAAAUCACUUCCACCACUUCUAAUAUCAGACUCAAAAACAUUAUUUUCUCAUGAAUUGAAGCUGUGAUCCAAGAGACUUGGAACGAUCAAUGAUAUAAACCUAACAUUUGUAUGAUUCAGGAGUUUUCUUAUGAUAUUGUCGAAAAUAUGUGGAUCAAGACUGUUAUGGAGAGGUUGAGCUUUGUGUAUUAUAUUACAAGCUCUAGUAUACAUAAGUUUUAUAAGGUUACUCCUCCAAUGAUGGGACAUCGACCCAACGAUGUAGAUAAAAUGUAGAUAAACCUAUUUUUUCACAAAUUAUUUCUACCUAGUAUAGAGUUUGAUAACGGCGACUAGAUUUUUACAUUAUUGAUAUCUGUACAUUGGUGUGAAUAAAUAUGUAUGAAGUCUCCUAUAUUAACAUACAUAGUAAUAUUGUGUAGCUAAACAUAAAUAUCAAUCAGCACAAACUUCCA